UUGUUGGGUGAGAUUGUGAAAAACAAAGUCUAUUUUUUUCCUUUUUUAAUGCCCUUUAGUAGGGUUAGAGGUCAUAGUUCUAUCUAGAUUGGCCCCCACCAACGCGCCACUUUUGCCCUUUCUCUCUCCUCCUCUCAGACUGAUCUUUUUGAAGAAUCUGAAUCCCUAACAAGCGACGUCGGUCCUUUCUUUACCACCACGAAUCUGUUCUCGUUUCUCUCUGAAUAUCGAAACUAUCUUCUCUUGCUGUUUCAGUAUCGUAUUAGUACACCUUUAUUCUUUCUGAUUGUUCCACUGAUUAAUUUUCCCGAGAAAGUAGGGAUUUUUCUGACGUGGGUUGUUUUCCGUUUCUUCAGAAAUCGAUCUAUUGAAGGAAAAGAAUCGAUUUUGGAUUUUGGGUUUGUCAAAUUCUGGGUUUUUGCAAUUGGGUUUUGGUUGGUCAUCAAUUUCAGCUACAAAGAAACUUUAUUCCUCAACUGGGUCGGCUUGGGGAUCUUGAGAACUCACACAUUUCUCAAGAGAACAACUGGUUUUGGCGUUUUAGUUUGUGAAAAUCUGGGACUAUCCGAGUGGGUUUUGAUCUCUGAGUUAAAAACAAGUUGGUUUUCCUCUUGGAGGUCUGGAUCAUGGGGGUUUUAGGUGAAUAAUUGGUUCUUCUGGUUGGAGUUUGUGUUGAAUCUAGAGAGAGAGAGAGUUAGAGAAAAGAUGAAGAGAGGGAAAGAUGAUGAGAAGAUUUUGGGACCUAUGUUCCCGAGGCUUCAUGUUAAUGAUACAGAGAAAGGAGGCCCAAGAGCACCACCAAGGAACAAGAUGGCUCUUUAUGAACAGCUUAGUGUACCUUGUCAGAGGUUCAAUCCUGGGUUGUUGCCUCUUAACUCCACUAAAACUUCCAAUUUGGUCCCUCCAGCAUCAUCGAGCCAGGGAAGUGACCGUGAAAAGGGUAUGUUUUUUUCACUUCACCUACAUCCUUCUACAAAUCCAGCUGAGAAGACACAUGCUAACUUUACUGAUUUGAACACACCAGCGGUACAACGUGAGCCUGAAAAGAAGCUAGAUGAAGAGGAUUUUAGGGUUCCCAUCUUUCUUCACUCAGGGAUGGGUCACAAUCAUAAUAAACAUAGCAGCAGCAUUGAUAAAGAGCCAAAACGAGCAAGCAUUACAGGUUUCAAAUUGAGACAACAAGGCAGAAACCAGAGUGAUGAGAGCUCAAAAGACAUUGUGGCAGCUAGGGAACAAGCAGUUAAAUCUGCUUCAAAUCUUUCAGCCAACAAAAAGACUGAUGAUCUAUUGAAGCAAACUAUCACACGUUCAAUUCAGGAGUGUAAAAAACAACCUGAAUAUAAUUUUACCAAAAUACAGAAAACUGAUGCUAGUUUACAGCAGUUGUACAGAGCCGGGUCACAGCCAGGCAACAUUGCAUGCAGUGACGGCAAUUUGAAUCAGCCUUUGAGGGGCACAGAGAAUGGAACUUCUUCCAUCUCAGGGAGAGAUCUUUGUCCAGAAGAGCAGAGAAGCCCUUAUAAUAAUAUUAAUGAUGGUGAAAAUCUUGAAGAGAGGACAUAUGGGCCAUUACAGACAGAAAAUGUGGACAGAAGUGAUGAUAUUUCUGAGACUUCUAUGGUGGAUUCUGUAUCUGGCUUUGAUAUAUCUCCUGAUGAUGUUGUAGGAAUAAUUGGUCGAAAACAUUUUUGGAAAGCCAGAAGGGCAAUUGUCAAUCAACAAAGAGUGUUUGCGGUUCAAGUGUUUGAGUUGCAUAGAUUGAUAAAGGUCCAAAAAUUGAUUGCUGGAUCACCACAUCUUUUAGUUGAAGAUGAUGCCUUUUUGGGUAGACCUUUAAAGAGCUCUCCUGCAAAGAAACUUCCUUUGAAUUAUAUUGUAAAACCGCCUCUGAAUGUCGUCAAGCACAAAGAUGAGGUAGAGAAGCCAAAUCACAAGAUGGAAUGCUCUGCUGAGAAUGCAGUUGGGAAAACAUCUCUUUCUUCUGUUCAAAAUGUUUGUCGGCCUUCAAAUAACAGUUCAGUUUCAGGAAACAUGCCACCAACACCUUUAACUACCAAAACUAAAAUGGGUCCUUUGUCUUUCCAUCAGCCUGUGGGGCAUCAAUGGCUGAUCCCGGUGUUGUCUCCUUCGGAAGGUCUAAUAUACAAGCCAUAUCCUAGACCGGCAUUCAUGGGCCUGGCUUGUGGAGAUUGUGGACCUCAUGGAUCAACUCCAUUGAUGGGUAACAACUUAAAUCCAUCAUGCGGUGUUCCAGCUUCGCAUCAUCACUAUCAAGGAUUUGGGUUUCCCUCUGGUGGGCAUAAUUAUUUCCCUCCCUAUGGCAUGUCAGUUAUGAAUCCAACUAUUUCAGACUCAGCUGUCGAACAAAUGAACCACUUUGCUGGUUCACAUGGUCAUUCUGGUCAGUUGUUGGGAGCGGAAGCCAACUUUAACGUGCAACAUCAAAGCUCAAGUAAUGUCCCGCAUUAUGACGAGUUACAAGGCAGUACAGCAAGUAGUCCCGGUGAGAGAGAACCAAUUAGAGCAGGCCACACUAUAGAAGAAAGAAAUGUGCUCCCUUUCUUGCCUACGACCCCAGACAUUCACCAACCUGAGGGAGCCUUUCAGCCUCGUGAAACUCAUCAGCCGACACGAGUUAUCAAAGUCGUGCCUCAUAAUGCUAGAUCUGCGACAGAAUCAGCAGCUCGGAUUUUCCAGUCCAUACAAGAAGAGAGAAAACAGCACUAGGUUCAGCACAUGUUAUGCGACAACUACAGACCGGUAAGAUCAUGAGCUCACCCCAAAUUGGUUUAUUGCUUGCUCAUUCUCUUUGUACUUUUGUUAUACUUUUGCAACUGGCUUCCUAGUUCCUCCUUAUCAUGGGUGCCAUAUAUAUAUGUAUGUACAUAUAUACAUAUAUUUCUCUCCGAAGAGUAUAUCAAAACAUUGUUGUAUCGGUGUUGUAUCAUUAUACAUUACAUCAAAUCAGGGUUGUGUCGCGGUCUCACAGUUUUUAUAUCAAAUCAGUGUUGGCUCUUGGUUUGUGGCA
This is a messenger RNA of Cornus florida, 3028 nucleotides long. RefSeq names its product protein EARLY FLOWERING 3-like. The transcript is spliced from 4 exons. Lineage: Eukaryota; Viridiplantae; Streptophyta; Magnoliopsida; Cornales; Cornaceae. The coding region runs from base 706 to 2727 and encodes 673 amino acids. Gene Ontology annotation, biological process: regulation of photoperiodism, flowering. The record is from RefSeq and is a predicted model, not a curated record.